GACGAGCUCGACGCCAUCAAAGAUUAUCUCACCGAACUGAACCGCUCAGCGCAGAGUUUACAAAAUGCGAAUUACCACCGCAGUGUGUUGAAGGAUACAUCGUGGAAGGACCAGAAUAAGAGGAACCCCUUCCUCCGGUGCAUACAAAUGAAGAGAGACGUGGAAAAGCAAUUCAGGUGCAUCGACCUUGUUAGUCACUCGAACGACGCAGACAGUGCCAGCACGUCGGAUGACCCCUCUGAGGGGGAAAGACAAAGUAGGGGAGGCACUCCAACAGGAAGGGCACCUCAAGUCGAACAACGAAGAGGAAAAAAAACAACCUCGCAACAGGAGAGUGGGAGGGGAAAAAAAGACAUCCGCUUUUCACUUGAGAAUAGAAGCAAUGCGAAAGAAAGAAACCAACGGGGGGAAGCUAACGCGUGUGCCACUUCUCUUAACGGAAAGGCGGAUACACAGACGAGGCUCAUUCCGUAUGGAACGGCGAGGAAGGGGGAGGAGGGCGAAUAUGGCAAAAUGGGGAUCUUCUCCCUGCGAAAAGGGCAUAGCGAACAAGAGAAGCCCCCCGUCCGCACAGAUCAACGGAAGGAAAGGAAAGCGGAACAAACGAAGCAGGCAAAGCAGGCGGAGCAGUUAGGCAAUUUCUCAAACGAGCGGGAACGGGAACUCUUCCAGUACCUAAUUGUAAAGGCAAACGACGAAAUCGAAAAUAUCAGCCAAAGCUUAAGGAAGAAGUAUGAGGAAGAGCUGAUGAGCAAAGUAGACCAGAUAAAAGCAUCGUACGAAGACAGGAUAAAGAGGUUGUCCAAGGGAAGGAGAUAUCUUCGUGAUGAGAAGGAACAAAUGGUGAAGGAGGAUAAGUUCAACAAAGAGGUCAUAACAAAAUUGGAAAAAAAAAAUAUAUUAUUGCUACAGGAGAUGGAAGAAUUGAAAAAAAAAUAUCAGCUUGUUUGUGACGCAACGUUACAGAAGGACGUCCUAAAAUGGAAUACCGAUCAAGUGGGAGUGGAAGUGGGAAUGGGAACAAUGAGGGAUGAACAUUCUCGGGAGGACCACCUCAUUAGGGAUUAUGAAAAAAAGAUAAACAAGCUAAAGGAGCAACUGAACCGAACGCAUGGAGAGUGCUUAUCUUUUAAAACAAUGUGGGAAGGACAUGGACGGCAGUUGCACCAGCGACAGGAGGAAGUGAGUGACCUACAGCGGGAAGUGCACAAGUGUCUUACCUCCAAAAAGGAAAUGGAAGAAAAAUGGGCACACCUGAAAGGGGAAAAUUUCAAGAUGGAGGCAGAGAAUGAUCGCUUGCGGGCCGAACUGAAGAAAGCCAAGUUGAACAUCCAGAAGUUGGAGGAAAACCAUGCGGACGUCUGCCAGAACAAGGAUCACCUCCUUGCGUGCUACAAAACGGAGGAAAAAAAGCUGAAGGAAGAUGUGCAAAAUUACAAAAUGAAGUGCGCCUUGCUGGAAAAUAAAAACCAGGAGCAGCUAUUCGAAAAGAAGUGCAAAAUGCUGGAAAACGCGCUAAAAGAUACAGAAAAUGAGAAGAGCAUUUGCGAAAGGAUCUGCGAAAAGAACGAAAACAUACAGAGAGACAUGCUCAUCGAAAUAAAGAGCCUAAAGAACGAACUGUACGAGUGCAAACAUAAAGCUUACAAAAUUAGUAAAACUGGAGUUAACCUUCCGCAGGGGGGAUAUUCUACGGAUACUCGAAUGGGAUGGAGGCAAAAGGGGUGGCCUCUUCCGAUGAUGAAUCAGUUAGCCGUGGAAGGGAAUCAUCACUUCCCAGGAGAGCAGGACACAACGCAAAAGAUAAAAUCCAUAGAAAAACAACUUACACUGCUUAAACUUGAACGUAGUACCAAAGAAGCGGAAUUAAAAAGGUGUCCAAUGUAUGGGGGAAGAACAGAAGAAGUGAGAAGAAGGGAAUGUCUCACGAAGAGGCUCCAAUGCAUCGACGACAAAAUAAGAAUGCUUGACGGGACUUUAGAAAUUAUUCAAUUGAGCACCGGCGAUCACGUUACG
Molecule: messenger RNA, 2016 nt
Organism: Plasmodium coatneyi
Lineage: Eukaryota; Apicomplexa; Aconoidasida; Haemosporida; Plasmodiidae
Exons: 12
Source: RefSeq, a predicted model, not a curated record